Sebastes umbrosus (honeycomb rockfish) is the source of this 2668-nucleotide messenger RNA. RefSeq names its product adenylate cyclase activating polypeptide 1a (gene adcyap1a). The record is from RefSeq and is a predicted model, not a curated record. The coding region runs from base 310 to 1134 and encodes 274 amino acids. Gene Ontology annotation, molecular function: peptide hormone receptor binding; neuropeptide hormone activity; pituitary adenylate cyclase activating polypeptide activity. Gene Ontology annotation, cellular component: perikaryon; extracellular region; neuron projection. Lineage: Eukaryota; Metazoa; Chordata; Actinopteri; Perciformes; Sebastidae. The transcript is spliced from 6 exons. Gene Ontology annotation, biological process: adenylate cyclase-activating G protein-coupled receptor signaling pathway; positive regulation of GTPase activity; positive regulation of transcription by RNA polymerase II.
UCCCACCUCCUCCUCUCCAAACCCCCUCCUCCUACGUGCCAAGUGAAAAAGCCAUGCCUUUCGAAUUCAUGCAUAAAAAACCAAGGGGAGUUAAGUUCAGGACGCAGAGCAGCUCUCUCCAUGACCGACUACACGUAGAAAAAAAUCCCCCAGAACUGAGCUGCACAAGGAGGCUGAAGAGGAGCUUCACACCGAGGGGAAUAGAGGAAGAGGAAGAGGAGGGAGAGAGAGAGAGAGGCUGAGAUAGAGAGAGAUCCUAUCUCACUCUCUCACAGUUGAGGUCUUCAGCAUCUCACAAACUGCAGGACAAUGUCUAGUAAAGCGACUUUAGCCUUACUCAUCUAUGGGAUCAUAAUGCAUUACAGCAUCCACUGCUCACCUGUGGGGCUUAGCUUUCCCAGUGUUAGACUGGACAAUGAGGUUUAUGAUGAGGAUGGGAACUCCUUACAGUCCCUGGAUUACGACAGAGACCAGAUGGACGUGAGGAGCCCUCCGUCUGUGGCUGACGACGUCUACACUUUGUAUUACCCACCAGAGAAAAGAACGGAAAGGCACGCAGACGGCAUGUUUAAUAAAGCCUACAGGAAAGCGCUGGGUCAGUUAUCAGCAAGGAAAUAUCUGCAUUCUCUGAUGGCAAAACGUGUAGGCGGGGGGAAAACGCUGGACGACAGCUCAGAGCCCCUUUCCAAGCGACACUCAGACGGGAUCUUCACAGACAGCUACAGCCGCUACCGGAAGCAAAUGGCAGUCAAGAAAUACCUGGCAGCAGUCCUGGGGAAAAGCCUUGAAGACAUAGGUUUUCACCAUAUCCUACAAGAGAUAGACUUUGAUGCCCUCCCGGACGGGGAUGAGUUUGAGGCUUUUUUGGGAGACUGGCUGAAACAGUUCUCGGUGAGUUUCAGGCUCUUUCCCGAGGCCGCAAUUCUCGCUGGGGCGUCUCAUGCCCCUCCCUUCUUCUUCUUCUUCUUCUUCUCGCCUUCAAACACUCUUCUUCUGCCUCAUUUGUGCUCCUGUCUCUCGAGUCUCACACAUUUAAUCCCUCCUAAUCCCACAAUGUGGAGACACUUUGCUCAGACUGAUAUGUUAUACAUAUCAGUGCUGAUUGAUUUAUCCUCUUUAUGGAUGCAAGGAUGAUUAUUUUAGUAGAUCUGAUCACACGAGAGCCCUGUUGGCUUUAAACACAUUCAAAAUGAUAGUUUUUUAAAGUAGAUAAAAAAACUAAAUCUGAGAUGAGGACCAGAGUACUUCUGAGGUUUUUCUCCUUCUUCUUCUUCUGUAGUCUUUACAGAGUGAGCUUACACCUUUAACUCAUGUAAAUCUUGUGUUUUCUAUCAACUGGUUUCUGCUGACGGUUUUGCCCAUAUAAUAAGUAUCACUAGCAUCUAAAGCACCAUCAGGCAAAUUUAUAAAAAAAAAAGCAUAAAAAAAAAGAAGAUACUUGUUACAUGGUGACCAUCGAUUUGUUCUUUUGUGAGAGACACACGAGGCAGUUUGAACUUCUGUGUUUGAACCUUCUGGGUCUAUUGUGCUUCCCUUUUUCUGUCAUGUGAACCAAUGUAACUAAAAAAAAAACCAGUAGAUUGCAUGAUUAAAGUAAUUUGCACUAGCCACCGCAUCCGUGCAGACGACUCCAACUAGAUGGUUUUGCUUGCUUUCUGACUACUGCAAACAUACAUAUCCUGUCAUUUCUGGAUGUUGUUUUGUGUUCUGUUACUCUCACAUUUCUACACAAACUGUAUGUUGAAGAAUGUACUUUACUGCUGGCAAGAAGCUCCCAGUCUAAUGUCAUGCUUUAUCUGUUACUAAACUAAUUUUGUAACACAUUGUAUGAAGAAAAAGCUGUGUUUAGAUGUUUAAAGUGGCUUAAAGGCUGCCAUAACUGAUUAGAUUUAAAGAAGAGGAAGGAUGAGAUGCAGGAACAUAAGAAGAAAACAGUUAGAGAAAACAAAUAAAGAAUCAAGAACAUGCUGAUUUUGAAAAGUUGAGUCAAAUCUACAAGAUAAGACUUAAAAAACUGACUGUAAGCAAUCACAUUCCCCCCAUCUGCACACAUAUUUGUGAGGCAGGAAUACAUAUUUUGCAGAAAAAGCGAGUUCAGCAGGGUAAAAAAAAAAAAGUUCUUCGAUCUGUGUCUACUGUAUCAAUCUCUCUUUAAUUUUGCAUUCUCCUCCAGGCUUUGUGACGCAGGAAGCAGUUUGCGGCUGUGGUGCCUUGCAUCGACUUUAAAAAUCGCCAUGAAUCACAGAUGGCUAUUUAGUGGCCCUACAAUGCUGCACAUCAUCAGCUUACAUUUCACCUUUUUCUGUUGUGUUGUUUUUGUGUUGCACAGGACGUUUGAUAGGAAAGCAUCCAAGCUUUUAGACGUCAAGCGCUCUCGCUUGCUUUUCCUUUGCACUUUGUUUUUAGAGCACUAGAUUUGUGUGAAAAUAAGAGGGAAGGAUCAGUUUCCCGUCUCCAUGAAGCAUCAUAUGUAUGAUAAUGAAAGCGCCAAUAGCCUUACUAAAAAUGAAAUAAUCUUCAAAGAUAUAUAUAUAUAUAUUUACUGUGUAGAAAGUGAACAUUAGAUUACUACUUCAAAUGGCGAUCUGCAAGGGUCAAGUCAAUAAAUGUUUAAAAAAAAAGUGUUGUAAGAUUUGUAUGAAUAAAUUUUUGUAAACAACAAAAAAAA